Messenger RNA from Cydia fagiglandana, 4085 nucleotides. RefSeq names its product neo-calmodulin-like. Bases 74 to 835 code for a protein of 253 amino acids. The record is from RefSeq and is a predicted model, not a curated record. Gene Ontology annotation, molecular function: calcium ion binding; enzyme regulator activity. The transcript is spliced from 7 exons. NCBI's taxonomy places the organism in Eukaryota, Metazoa, Arthropoda, Insecta, Lepidoptera, Tortricidae.
CCGAGCAAACAUAUUCUCCGCGGUCAACAACUUCUUCGCUGAUUCGCCGCUGGUGAAUCAGCUCAAGGGCAUCAUGACGAGACAAACCAGCAGUGGUGGCGGUGAGCCGGGUCCUCCGGACGAGGCCUCUCGCCCCGCCAGCCGGGGCCCUCCUUCCGUAGCCCUGAGCCACUCUGAGAGCCAGCUGUCUCAGCGAUCAGUAUCGCCCGUACGCGUCCAACGGCAGGUGACGUUCCUCAAGCCGGCCGCCGACACCAACCUCGACAGGAAGGCGUCUGUCGUGGAUGAGACCAGCGGCAUUACAAGGACCCAGAUGAAAGAAUUUCGCGAGGCGUUCCGUCUGUUCGACAAAGAUGGCGACGGUACCAUCACCAAGGAGGAGCUGGGCCGGGUGAUGCGCAGCCUGGGACAGUUCGCGCGUGUCGAAGAGCUUCAGGAUAUGCUGCAAGAAGUGGAUAGCGAUGGUGACGGCAACGUAAGCUUCGAGGAAUUCGUCAGCAUCCUCUCCAAGUCCAUGUCCGUGGGGAGCGGCGCCAGCUCCGCUGAGCAGGAGGAACGCGAGCUACGCGACGCCUUCCGUGUGUUCGACAAGCAUAAUCGAGGGUACAUCUGCGCGUCUGAUCUGCGAGCGGUGCUGCAGUGUCUUGGGGAAGACCUUUCUGAGGAGGAGAUUGAAGACAUGAUAAAAGAAGUGGAUUCAGAUGGAGAUGGCCGCAUUGAUUUUCUAGAAUUCGUCCGAGCGCUUGGCGAGCCGGAGGACGCAUGUGACGAAGAGGACGAAGAUGACGUCAUUGACACCGAGAUCGCGCUGCCGAGGCCUGUCGUUGCCAAUUAAAUCGAUCAAGUAAACCAACUACUAAGAGUAUGCGUUUUGUGUUUGUGUUUUGUCUCUGUCGCACUUGACUACGACACUUGAGUGCGACAGAGACAAAACAAAAAGUUGCUCGUGCGCGCAUACCCUAUAGGUGACAGUCCAUUUCCAACGACAGCAGCACUACCAUUCAUUUUAUAAUGGAAAUUGACAAUAACAUCGACGCGUUUGUACUAGUAGUGCAGCUGCGGUCAGAAAUGGAAUGUUACCUUAAGGGUAACAUAAGGGUAAUAACAUAACUUAUUGUCAAUUUCCAUAGUAAAAUGAAUGACAAGGCAAUGAAUGACAGUAACGUCGCAACAGUAGUGCAGGUGUCGUUGGAAAUGGAGUGUCACCUUUACUGGACAGUCGCCAUCGGAGUCGCCAGUGUUCUCACAAAUGUCUUAUUAUCAAGAUGUUAGGUCGCGGGCGGAUCGGCCAUUGGUCUGUAGCUAUCAGUGGCGGAUUUGCCCUAAGGCCCGGUAGGCCCGGGCCUAGAGCAGCAAGAUAUUAGGGGCGGCAGCAUAGAGAAAUAUAGGUAAGACAAGAGUGCUCACUCCAUACAUCGGCUUUGGUACCAAAAAUAUUAAUAUUUUCAUAGUCGACAUCUAGCAUCGAGUAGCGGUAUCAGUACCGCUACUUGAUACUAGAUGUCUCUCGAGUGGCGACCCCCGAAAAUUGUAUUAAACAACAAUUAACAACCAAUAUUAGAAGCAGAGGAGAAAAUAGAGUUCCGGUGUUAAUCCUUUUAUAAUAUUAGCUGAAAAUUGUUGAGCAUUAGACUUUUCGGUCGCCGCUACAUCUAUUGUCAAGUAGUAGUACUGAUAAUUCCGCUACUCGAUGCUAGAUGUCGACUAUGAAAAUACUAAUAUUUUUGGUACCAAAACUGAUGUAUGGAGUGAGCACUCUUGUCUUACUAUAUUUCUCUAUGGCGGCAGCAAGGUGGUAGUCUAUAGAUGGGUGCUGAGAAAGGGUCGGCUAGUAGUUGCCACAGAGCCUGGGGCCUAGGGCGGCCAACUAUGCAAAUCCGCCACUUAUAGCAUACCUACAGUCAUCGCAGUCGAUGUAUAGGAUGUAGACUACCUCCUCAAAAUACCUUCUUUAGUCGCUGCAACUAUCAUCUGCAAUGCUGUGGCCAAUGAUGAUGAUGAUGGUUGUUGAGGGCCAAUGAUGGUCGCGGACUGGACGCACGCGCCGCGUGCCGCAAAAUUCAGGUUCAGUCAACGGCGACUGGACAAUUUAUUGGUUUAAAGAAGAGUUGAAAUUAGAGAUGCACCGGAUAUUCGGUUACUAUCCGGUAUCCGGCCUAUCCGGCCAUAAUUUUAAUAUUCGGCCGGAUACCGGAUAGUGACCUACUAUCCGGCCGGAUACCGGAUAGUGACCUACUAUCCGGCCGGAUACCGGAUAGGAAAAUUGCUUGAUUUCGGAGUAAACUAACUGGAUAUAAGAAACAGAGUCUUAAUCAUAAUCGUACUUGUUUAUUAUUUUAAAACAAUUUAAACAUUCCACUGACUUGCACGCGCACUCAUUUCGAACCUAGAAAUGUGUCCGCGAACGUUCACUAGGAAACAGGUCAAACCUGCAGAAUGAUUAUCCGGUAUCCGGCCAAACAACUAUCCGUUGCAUCUCUAGUUGAAAUCACUACAUAAGUCGUAUAAGUUUCGAACUCAAGAUGUAUAUUGUAGAGAUGGGCCGAAUACGGACUUUGCCGAAUACGAUUAUUCGGUUCAGCUCAUACCGAACCGAAUAUUCGGUCGAAUAUUGCGCGCUACCACGCGGCUAGUGCUUUCGUGAAAAGUUUUGCCCUUCAAACUCGAAUUUUCUGAUGAAAAUAUCUUAACUUACAGCGUGGCAAAAAAGAGUUGAAAUUGAAAAGUGGCAACACUGUAGUCCCGUCCCUUUCGAACCAAUAAAUAUACGAAAACGGGACGACACAACAGUGUUGCCACUUUUUAAUUUCUACUCUUUUUUUGCCAAGCUGUAGGUACCAUCACGCUCCGCGAAUGUUGCGCCAUUUAGGGGUCCCAGCUAAAUUGGUUGUUCAAUAGGUACUUACGCUAUAGAAUUUCCAAUUUAGCAAGAACCCUAAAUGGCAUAGCAAUCCCGUGUGGUGACUGUACCUCCUAAUAAUAAAUUUAUAAUCUUUGCCUAUUUACAAUUAUAAAUACAUCAAUUUUACGAUUUUAAAUAUUGCGCAUGUAUAUAUAGCUUAAAUUCGUGGUUUAAUAUUACGUUCUCCAUCCUGUAUUAAAUAAUGUAAUCAGAGUGAGAUAGCUUGUAACAAGCAUAGAUAUGAACAUUGUAGUAUUACCAAGUAUUACUAACAUAUCUUAUAUAAUCGUAUGUACGAGUGUGUAUCUUCGAGGAGAAUGGAGUCGCUUAACUUCAAACUCGGGUAAAUCCAUCUGUCCGAUUAUGCGAUUUUGGUAUUAAGAAAACGUAAUAGGGUAGAUAUUUGCUGAGAGGGUCCAAUGGAUUUACCCGAGUUUGAAGUUAAGCGACACAAGUGACCUAAAAAAUAAGAUAAUUAUACUUACAGUACCUAUACAGGCUGUGUCUGAUCAUAGGGCUUUAAAUCCAGGGCUCGAUUCUACUCGCUAAACUGAGCUACUUUUAUUAUGGCACCAUCACCGAAAUCCGGAAAAAAAUAUACUUUUUCAUACAUUUUGGCUGGAUAGAUGUCGACGUUUUCUAUGGAAAAGCCAAAAAAAAUUCCCCGAAUUCAGGGUUGGUCCCAUAGUAAAAGUAGCUCAGUUUAGCGAGUAAAAUCAAGCCCUGGAUUUAAAGCCCCAUGGUCAGAUACACCAUGUAUACCUACAAUUCGCUUGUCCUCGAAAUUUCUUGAACAAUUCAAAUUUCCUUAAUACCUACUAAAACAUAUCUUAACAGGGAUUAAUCUACUUUCAAAAUAACUCGUAUUUUUAAAGAACUGGAUUUAUGAAUUAUCUUAAACACCAACAGCUGAGAGAGCCUAGAAAACUAUUUAUUAGGUACAACUUAGCCAUUUACAGUUAAAGGACAGAAGUUAAUACGUGGAUUUAAAAUUUCCCCUGCCUGUCAUAAACAGCUCGGCAGGGGUGAGCCAUUUUGACGUCACUUAUGACAAGUGUAGAUAUUAAUAUAGAUACACCUUAGAAAGAAAUAUUAAAAUAAAACUUUAAUAAUUAUAAUUUAAGUAAAAUGACAAUGCCUUAGUACAAAUGAACUUUAAUAGUAGCAUAUGGACAGGGCCGGA